UCUCCCUCUCCCGGCAUCAUCCUCAGCGGCAGCAGUAGCAGCAGCAGGAGCGGCAGCAGCAGCGCCCGUGCUUUGCCAGGCUGUGGUGUCCGGUGCAGGAGACUGACAGCACCGCACUGUCAGUCCCGGGAACGCGAGAGAUGCACACGCAUGCAAGCAACCAAACAGGCAAACAGGGCAACAAAGCAAUCGCCUAAGGAUUAAUUAAGGACCCUCAAAAUCAGGACCGGACAGCAGCAGCCACGGACAGCUGCAGCCGCAAUGGGCAGAGUUGGACCAAGGAGCUGAGGAGCUGAGGAGCUCAGACCAGAAUGUGUGGAUUUUACAUCCCUCUCUCUCUCUGUCUCUUUUCUCUCUCUAUUUUCUGCCUCCUGUCUCCAGCGCUCUCUGCCUCUCCCCCCUCCCUGCCGUUCUCUCUCUCUCACCAUCUCGCGCUCGUUCCGUCUCUUUCCCUCUGUGGCGGAAUGUAGAGGCACACUCUCUGCUCCGUGUUGCAUCGACGACUGGCGGAAAGGAAAGGGAGCGCUGGAGGACAGCUUGCUUGCGGGAGAAUGGAUUUUUACCUUUCAUCCCGGAGGUACUGGGAUGCGAUACCUCUUUCUGCUUUUCCAACCUUGCCGUAGACACUGCUGUCCCCUCUGACAGUGCUGCUGCUUGGAUAUUUCGCUUUUUUUUGCCUCCAGUGACUCUGGAAUAAAAAUCAGCUUUUUUUUUUUUGCCUCCCAAACCUUACAACCACCCCACCCUGUAUGGAUGGUGCGCUCGCACGCAGGAGGUCCAGCCCUGGCAGGGGGACACUAGGCACCGCGGCUCUCCAGGACGUGCGGAGCUGAGUCAGCAGGGGCUAACAAGAGUCGGAGAACAAGACGGCGAGAAAGAAGACCCUCUGGUGCGACAGCCCCCCGUUCUUCUGAAGAAACAACUGUGAAAGCUCUAAAUUGCGUGUAAUUGUUGGGAUGGGUUUUGCACUGGUGGUGCCAUCUGUUUCAACAGAGGUAUCCGAGGGGCACUAAUAGAGGGGUGUUGCUGCUGCAUCGGGAGCUGUUGAGAGCCUCCUUGUGCUUACACACACAUCUUCCCAGCUCUCUGCACUACUUCCUCUGCCUCGCAUCUCGCAUUUCCCCCCCUGACCCUCAUCCGCUUCACCCUUGGAUCUGGAACUCGCUUGCUUGCGCCUUCUGGAACUGGACUAGAGGAUCGUCCCGUGUCGGAUUCUGCAAGCAUUGCUUUUUCCUACCUCCGGAAUUCUACUGGGUGUGUGUAUUUGCGUGCCUGUGAGUUUGUGUUAGUGUAUAAGGGUGUGUGUGUGUGUGUGUGUGUGCUCGCAUGUGUGUGUAUGUGUGUUUGUGGCAUCCUGCACCUGUGCUUUAACCCCGUAAACUCGAAAAAUCGUAUCAAAUCAAUCAGGAGGUAUCAAAUUUUUCUAUUCGCAACCUUGGAGAAGGGUUUUGUCUUUGUAGAUAUGAGAUGAUUCAUGUUUGUGUUAUUAUAUUAGAUAUUAAAAAAUAUUAGAACAUUUAAAAAAUAACCUGAGUUUGUGGGGUUAAGGACUGUCUGUGAGUGUGUCUUGUGUCUGAGUGUGCUUCUGGCCCUCUCGUGGGAUUGCUUUUUUUUUUUUUUUUCGUCACGCCCAAAUGUUUGGCAACUGGAGCUUCUUUUGCUUCCUGAUUUCCCGGCCCAGGGGCUGACCCUCGGAGGGCUAUGAGUGAGAGUUCUGGAGCAGUGACCACCGGCUCGGGGGUGGUGGGGGUGAUCCUGGAGGAGCCUGAGAGUACCGGGGCCUCAGGCGGCCGGCAGCAGCAGGGCCAGGCCCCUGAGCGUGCUGGGACAUUGCGGUGUGGUUUGUGGCCUCGGCAGCAGACAUGGCUGUGUGCAGUGCCUCUUCUUAUUGGCUUCAUUGGCCUAGGCCUGAGCCUCAUGUUGCUCAAAUGGAUUGUGGUGGGCUCUGUGAGGGACUACGUGCCCACUGACCUAGUUGACGCCAAGGGAAUUGGACAGGACCCAAUCUUCUUGUCUAAACCCAGCUCGUUCCCCAAGGGUUCAGAUACGACCACCACCACAACUACCACCACUAUUGGGCCAGUUGGCUCCAGCAGCCCUGGGAUUACCACUUCGGUGCGGGGCAAAACUCGACCUGGAACACCUGCCAACCCGUCCCAAAGGGGUAGUGGGGCAUCUGGAAGUCAGGUGACCCAGAAAAGCACUACCCAGCGCUUUGGCCCGCGGGGUCCCUCUUUCACCACCACCACCACGGCCUUCACCACCACCUCCAAUGGCCGGACAUCCACCUCCAGUCCAUCUCCAUCGAAUCCCACCGUCCUCAACGACUCUACCCAAAUGUGGACCCGUGAACAGUCAUCUACCGAGAGGCCUGUUACUACUCCGGCUCGGACCCACAUCAGCCGCAAGACACCGGCCCCUACCCUCCCACCUCUGAAAUCGGAGCACUUCAAGCCCUGUCAGGAAAAAGACCUGGCCUACUGCCUGAAUGACGGGGAAUGCUUCGUCAUCGAGACCCUGAGUGGCCCUCACAAGCACUGCAGAUGUAAAGAAGGUUUCCAGGGGAUUCGCUGUGACCAGUUCCUGCCCAAGACAGACUCCAUCCUGUCUGAUCCGACGGACCACUUGGGUAUCGAGUUCAUGGAGAGCAAAGAAGUGUACAAGAGGCAAGUGCUGUCAAUCACCUGCAUCGCCAUGGGGAUCAGCUUCCUGGGAACCCUCUGUAUGGCUCUCUACUGCCGGAACAAGAGACGCAGGGAAAAGCUUCAGGCUCAUCUGAAGGAAAGCCGCAGUCUGAAGAACUACAGCCACAGCUCCUCCAGCCUCCCCUGCAAAUCUGGCCUCCAGCUGCAAAACUACUGUAAAAGCACAAGGUCCUCCCCACCACUCCGAGGUUCUGUCCACGAGUCCAGCUUCGCUCCGAGUUCCACCGCUUCAACCCUUCCCAGAAGUCUAUCAGCAGGAAGACACCACAGAGCAGGAGCUCUUUCACACAGCGGCGAACAAAGAAACAAUCGAUCCACUCUCCGCCUAGCAGCUCGCAGAACCCCGCCCAUUCCCAGAGGACGACUCAAUCCAAUCGGAGGCUCAAGAGACUCUGGACCCGCCUACCAGCACCUGCAGGAAGCGGAAGGGUCGGAGCGGGAGGUGGAAUCUGGAAGAGUGAACACCAUGAAGUCUGACAGUGACCUGCAUCAAGAUUCUUUCCACCAUAUGCAAGGUAUGGGUUCCCUGAGGAACCUUUGCUCUGGCGUCCCUGGGAAGAGUCCUCCUGUUCCAUACCGGCACUGUUCCAUUCCCAUCAUCCCCUCCGUCCACUCGCACCAGGACGAGGUUUCCUGCAUGCAAACUGCCACCACCACCACCACCAACAACAACACCAACAGAAGUGGGCAGAGUUCUGCACCUGUAGGGAAACCCACCGGCCCAGGAAAGCAGAAGGAGGCGGCCCACCUGCUGGAGGAGACCCAGGCUCAACUCAGAUUGCCGGCCCACGCCAACAGGAAGCAGGAGGACGCUGCGUUUCCUGUUCCUCCGGGGGCAAGAGAGACAGUGUGCAUUCUUCUCGUCAACGGAGGGCCGAAUGGAGGUGUGGCCCCCAGCGGACCCACAGAGACUCAGUUAGUGACCCCCAGAGACACACACAAAGACUCUACACAGCCCAGUCAAUGAGAGGGUCAUUUGAGGACCAGUCUCAAAAGUCCCGCCCAUCUCCAGAGGAAGGCCGCCAAACGUCUGCCUGAACUGAAUUGAACUGAACUGAAUGAAUAAAUGGUUGAAUUGUGUUGAUUCUGUUGAAUAUCGAACAUAAAAGGAACACUUUAAAGGCCUAAUAUGGGGGAAAUCAAUGUGUGGAGUGACAGUUUCGAAAUUGAAGAACAAAAAGAUUAUUAUUUAUAUGCAUUUAUUAAAGGAGAAGCUUCUACUUAGAAAAAAAAAGAAACCAAAUAGUCUGUCAUCUCUAUGGUGUUUUUAAUGUAACAAAAAUAAAAAAAAUAUACAUAGAUCUAUAUAAAUGGCUAUAAAUGUAUCAGAAUUAAAAAUGGUGACCAAGUACACAAAAAAGGAAAAAUGGGAAUGAUGCUGAACUUUUGUUCGUUUUCUACCGACUCCUCCACCACGUCUCCUCCACCACGUCUUGCAGGCUCAGACCAUUGAUUAUGAUUGAUUACGAUUCUUUUUUCAUUAUUUUUGCACCUCUAUCUCCAUCUUUGGAAUUUAAGCUAAGCUACGGCUUCAACAACUGAGUUUACCUACCGGCACCCACAAAUCCCUGACUUACCCUGCCAAGGAAAAUGUCUCAAAAAUCUCAUUCUGCCUUGGAAACCAUGCACCUCUUUCACAUAAGGACACAUGGAAUAUGACAGAACUUAAACUCAAACAUUUGGACAAACAAACAAAUGGACAAACAGACAAAUAAAAAAAAAUAAAAAAAACUUUAAAUCUAGAAAUUGACAUUGAAUCUGACAGUGGAACACUGCCUCAAGACUUCCGGAGGAACAGACGGAUCUGUCGCUCAGUUUUAUGGAGUAUUAUGCUGUCCAGGUUCUUUUUUUCUUUCUUUCUUUUUCUUUUCUUUUACUUUGUUUUGUACUUCAAAGUGUGUUCAAAGCUCCUCGCCAGUCAGACCGUCAGACAGUAUGGUCUGGAGAAAUGCACCACACCAUAGCCCGGGCAAGUCCUUCUGUAUACGAAGGGCGAGGGACGGACAUCUGACAGACGGACACGUCUGCAGUACCCUCCAAAAGCCAGGGGGCGCCCUCUCUGCCGCGUCAAAAGGGGAGGAGCUUGUGUGUUUUUUU
Molecule: messenger RNA, 4802 nt
Organism: Astyanax mexicanus (Mexican tetra)
Lineage: Eukaryota; Metazoa; Chordata; Actinopteri; Characiformes; Acestrorhamphidae
Product: pro-neuregulin-3, membrane-bound isoform
Exons: 10
Coding region: 1702-3672 (656 amino acids)
Biological process (GO): animal organ development; intracellular signal transduction; nervous system development
Molecular function (GO): chemorepellent activity
Source: RefSeq, a predicted model, not a curated record